AGGUAAUUGAAACCAACCUUAAGCUUUUCUUAUCUCCGCCCUAAAGGUAGCCCCGAUUAUUGCUGACUUAAGCAUCGGAGUGUCUACCCCGAGUUCCACCUCGGGGCUUUGCAGGGCUGGGCUGUGCUUUCUUGGUAUUAUUGGAUGGUGCAAAUUUUAGGUGCUCAAUGUUGUAGGGCUGGGCUGUGCUUUCUUGCUAUUAUUGGAUGGUGCAAAAUUUGGGUGCCCAAUGUUGUUGGUAGAUAAAUUCUCCUUUUUGAAAGCUGAUCGCUCAAUUUUUUUCCUUUUGGGUUUGGUUGAUUCGGUGUCUUGGAAUGAAGUAUGAUAGGUUGAUCUCAAAGUUGUAUACCACUUAUUAGGAUAGAUGACCUUGAUCAUUUGAAGCUCUUUUAAUUUGGGGUUUCAUUUGGUUAUUAAAUUAUUAAAAGAUUUUGGCUCCCACUAAUUCUGGGUUGGUGGGAAUGCGGAAUAAGUGUCAGGAUAACUUAGUUUAGUCUUUUGCGUUUUAUCCCAUUUUUGUUUUUGUAGUAUUGCUGGUCCCGUGUCUAACUAGGCUCAGAGAAGUUGAAUGCCAUCUUUAGUAACUCCUAACAAAUUAUUCUCUUUGCGGUGUUUCUCUUUGAUAUUUGCAGCUAGCUAGUUACACCAUCUAAGAUUUCUAUGUUUUAUUUCGUUAACAUUGGUUUCUGCUCUUCUUGGCAUUCAUUAAGCCUUUUUUAUUUGGUCCCUUUAGUUUCAGUUUGUUUAUAUUAUGAGCUGAUUUGGCUGUUUGUUGUCUUAGAUGAAAUGUUUUUACCCUUAGCAGCUGCAAUCAAGAAAUACCUGUUUAAUUUCUUUUGUAGCAUGCACUGCAAUGAUAUUUAGUUGGUUACCGGGACAGGGAUUACUCUUUAUUUUGGACAGGGCCUUACUUGAAGUUUGCUGAUGCUACUGUUUAGGGAUUUUUUUUUUUUCUUCCUUUUCAUUUUUUUGUUCUGCACUUCUGCUGGUGGCCUCUUACAGUUAUACCUAUUUCAGACUUUCACGGUUUAUGUUGUCACUUUGUACCAUUUUCAAUUCUGUCUUUAGCUGUCUUUACUAAGGGAAGAUGGGGGUCUUUUGCAGUUUCUUUCAGAUUAAGGGUCAGGGGUUCUAAUUAUUUGAAGGAACUAAGAAAAUGUGAUGAUGGGGACAUAUGGAGAGUAGAACAGUGAGGCCUGAUGCAGAUGUUGAGAACAAAGCAUCCAGUGUGAUGCUGAGCUUUGACCCGCAGUUAGCUGUUAACAAUACCCUUUAAAUUCCCUCUUUACCCAUUCAAUUUAUUGCUGAAUAUUCCACCAAUAUAUGGUCCAUUUCCUUUUCUUCUUCGAGUCUUUCUUUUUGUGCUCAUAUUUUCAUAGUCCAAAUUCUUACAUCUCUUGUCUUCUUAGUUCAAACAUAGAGAUUUUUUUACAACUGUUGUUGCUGUAUAGUUACACUCAGUCCCUGUUCCUCUCAAAGGGUAAUCCUUUUGGUUAUCUGGUAUUAAACUGUGAACAUCAUGUCUCAACAUGUUAAAAUAGAGCAUAUUGAUUGGUUUAAUUUCUUGUUUGAUGGGUACCACUGGAGGGCAGUAUAUUAAGUGUUUUAUGUAGUGAGAUAUGACAGAGUUUGUUGCUCUAAGAACUUUGUUGUGGUGGAGUGCUGUCUUUUAAAAGUGAAUUAGGAGCAAAAACUGCAUUUGGGCUUUCAAUCUUUUUGCCCAGAUUUGGAAGACUCAGCUUGUAAUUUAUGCUUUUUUUCUCUUUUAUUUAUGUUUGAAUUGAACCCAUCAUGAUAUAGUAUUAGUGGAUCUAGUAUGCCUUACGUAAUUGUUUAAUGCAGGACUUUCCUGUGUUUCUCUUUGCUAUAAUGCUUGCUGAAUUUAA
Molecule: messenger RNA, 1886 nt
Organism: Rubroshorea leprosula
Lineage: Eukaryota; Viridiplantae; Streptophyta; Magnoliopsida; Malvales; Dipterocarpaceae
Source: the annotation of a GenBank genome assembly